AUGGGAAACUUCACGAUCGUGAACGGCCAGAUCUACACGCCAGGGCUGGCUAUUGUGGAUGCCCCACAACCAUACACUCCUUUAGGAGGAGGCAAGUUCCAAGUGAAAUCGCAUAAUUUCACCUUGUCCAAUGGUACUGUGCCGCCCAGCAACUCAUCCGGAUAUGUCGGACCCGUACUAGAUCUCGAACCUUCAUCAACGGUCAAACAUGUGAAUUGGGUAUGGCCCAGAUGUUUCGUCGGCAGCGGGGAUGGAGACAGUAGCGACGGCACGGCACGAGGCGCAUACAACAUUACCAUGCAUCAAUCUUUUCGCUGGAAUGACACCGACUAUUAUACUGUGUUUAAUUUGCCUAUCUCGGUGACAAAUAGUAUUUCUCAGAGCUCGGAUCGAGUGGAGUGCGAUUUGCUUGAGAAUGAGAUGGUUGAAGCGAAGAAUGAUGGCUCUGAUUCACUUCCUGGUCAGCCUUGGUUAGAGGGAGGUAGUUCAAGUACAGCAACUGAAUCGGGGGCAGCAGCAACUUCAACGAGUGUGGGGACGAGGGUUCAGAAGAAAGCGGCCCUUGCGGCUGCGGGAGCAGUUUGCUGGGUGUUUUGGCAUUUGAUGAGGUAA
Penicillium angulare is the source of this 612-nucleotide messenger RNA. Its product is annotated as Mannosyltransferase 1 CMT1. Bases 1 to 612 code for a protein of 203 amino acids. The transcript is spliced from 2 exons. Lineage: Eukaryota; Fungi; Ascomycota; Eurotiomycetes; Eurotiales; Aspergillaceae. The record is from RefSeq and is a predicted model, not a curated record.